GCCGCCUUUCGGGCUCUGAAAUCCAGGGUGUACCCGUCAAGCUUGAGCUUCAGGCUGUAAGAUCAAUACUGAGACGAGGCUAAUUAUUCAGGACGGCGGCCGUGACGACCGCGGGCCGCCCCCCCGUGACUUUGGUCGCUACGACGACCGCCCGCCGCGCCGUGACUACGACCGCUAUGACGACCGUCCGCCGCGCCGCGACUAUGACGACCGCGACCGCCGUUACGAUGACCGUCCCCCUCGCCGCGACUUUGACCGCCGCGGUGGCGGCGGUGGCGGGUUUGAGGACCGCCGCGGUGGUGGUGGCGGCUUCGAGGACCGCCGCGGUGGUGGUGGUGGUGGUGGUGGUGGUGGUGGUGGUGGGUUCGAGGAUCGCCGUGGUAGCGACCGCGAGGACCGCGGUGGUUACAGCGGCGGCGGUGGCGGCGGUGGCGGCCGUGACCGCUCGCCCCCGCGCCGUGAGCGCGACUACCCUCCUCGUGACUAGGUGGAUUUCUUGUUAUGGUUGACGAGUUGUCAAGGGGGUGGAGAACGCAUGAGGUUGAUAAACGGACGGAAGGAAAUAGUAUGAGGAAGGGUGAUUGCGCUCUCCGAGAUACAUGUCACUCACGCGACACCAUCCGUUUGUUGUACGAAA
This is a messenger RNA of Cutaneotrichosporon oleaginosum, 637 nucleotides long. RefSeq lists its product as uncharacterized. The record is from RefSeq and is a predicted model, not a curated record. Lineage: Eukaryota; Fungi; Basidiomycota; Tremellomycetes; Trichosporonales; Trichosporonaceae.